AUGAACGUGCAUGCUUUGUUCUUCGGAUGCUGUGCGCUUUUGUGCGUGGACUUGGUAUCGCAAGCCCUUGGUCUCAAACCCAAACCGAGGUUAACGUCCUCGGCAGCGAACAGCGGCGCCAAGAUCUCGCGCAUUCGCGCUGCGACGCCACCGAUUCCGGCCGAAAAGAUGCCCCCGUACCGCGCGGCGCACGCGUCCUCAGGAUUCACCUCAUGCGCCAGUGGAGGAAAAGCCGUCCUCAUGGAGCAUAAAAGACCGUCGGCAAAAAGGAGCGUGAAGGUGAAAGGCAAAGCGAAGGAGAGAGAGACACCGAGACAACCGGUUGUCACACCGCAUGAUUACAUGCUGUCCCUUUACUGGUCUCUGUCCACCGGGCAGAUGAACCAGAGCGCAAUGCACGAGGCGGGCAUGGCCAACACCAUCACGAGCUUCGUGGACAAAGGACAAGAUGAGCAUGUGCCCCUGUUAAGGCGUCAGAGGUAUUAUUUUAACAUCAGCUCCCUGGAGAAGGAUGGACUGCUGGGAGCUGAAUUACGCAUUCUCAGAAAGCCCUUCACUGAUCCUCUUAGAAUCCCUGCCACUGAGAGCAGAACCUCUCUUCGACUUUACACAUGCGCCACAAGUAAGCAGAGGGCAAUGCUGCUCCAGUCGCAGCCCAUAGACAAUCGCAGUAUCCAAAAAUGGGAAGUGUUUGACAUUUGGAAAGUUUUCAAGCGUUUCAGAAACACUAUUCAGCUUUGUUUUGAGUUGGAGGCAAUGGAUCGGGGCCGCCCAUUGGACCUCAGGUCACUUGGCCUGGAUCGUUCAGGCCGGCAAAACAAGGAGAAGGCCUUCUUUGUGGUGUUCAGCCACACAAAGAAACAUGGUCUCUUUUACAAUGAGAUCAAGGCACGCUCAGGCCAUGAUAACAAAACUGUGUAUGAGUACCUGUUUACUCAGCGCAGGAUGCGACGGGCACCAAAGCCAAGUGUCAAGAAGCCAAGCAGAAGUCCAAAGACACGGUGCAACCGCAAGCAGCUGCAUGUCAAUUUUAAGGAGAUGGGUUGGGAUGAUUGGAUCAUUGCACCAUUGGAGUAUGAGGCCUUCCACUGUGAUGGAAUUUGUGAUUUUCCCAUCCGCUCACAUCUGGAACCCACCAAUCACGCCAUCAUCCAGACACUCAUGAACUCUAUGGAUUCUCACUUGACACCACCCACUUGCUGUGUACCCACCAGACUUAGUCCUAUCAGUAUCCUCUACAUUGAUUCAGCUAAUAAUGUUGUGUACAAGCAAUAUGAGGACAUGAUGGUAGAGAGUUGUGGCUGUAGAUAG
This is a messenger RNA of Neoarius graeffei (lesser salmon catfish), 1311 nucleotides long. RefSeq names its product growth differentiation factor 5 (gene gdf5). NCBI's taxonomy places the organism in Eukaryota, Metazoa, Chordata, Actinopteri, Siluriformes, Ariidae. Gene Ontology annotation, molecular function: cytokine activity; growth factor activity. Bases 1 to 1311 code for a protein of 436 amino acids. Gene Ontology annotation, cellular component: extracellular region. Gene Ontology annotation, biological process: BMP signaling pathway; SMAD protein signal transduction. The record is from RefSeq and is a predicted model, not a curated record. The transcript has 2 exons.